Monodelphis domestica (gray short-tailed opossum) is the source of this 5949-nucleotide messenger RNA. RefSeq names its product glycoprotein 2 (gene GP2). NCBI's taxonomy places the organism in Eukaryota, Metazoa, Chordata, Mammalia, Didelphimorphia, Didelphidae. The record is from RefSeq and is a predicted model, not a curated record.
CCAACUCUCAUGCUUAGCUGUAUGACUUUGGGCAAGUCUCUGUACAUUCCUGAGCCUCAUAUUCCUGAAGUGUAAAAUUAAGGGGUUGAUCUAGAUCAGCGGUUCUCAACCUGUGGUUUGUAGAAAUGAGAAUACAUCAUGCAUAUCAGGUAUUUACAUUCUGAAUUAUAACUGUAGCAAAAUUACAGUUUUGAAGUAGCCACCAAAAUAAUUUUUUGGUUUGGGGUCACUGCAACAUGAGGAACUGUAUUGCGGGGUCAUGGCAUUAGAAAGGUUGAGAACCACUGAUCUAGAUGGUCUUGGAGGUACCUUCCACUUUAGCUCUAUGAUCUUCUUUGUCUCCUUCUCCCACAUGAGAAGAUUGAGGUUGAGGGAAGUUAAAAAACUUGCUCAAGAUCAUAUGACUUGUAAGGAACAGAGCAAAGACUUGGAACCCAAGCUUCUUGACUCCUAGACCCAAAAUUAAUUCUCAUAAAACUUUAAAAGAAAAACAAAAAAAGAAAAGAAAAGAAAAGCAGGGAGUAGCUAGGUGGCUCAGUAGAGAGAGUCCUAGAAAUAGGCAGUCUUGGGUUCAAAUUUGGCCUCUGACACUUCCUAGCUAGGUGACCCUGGGCAAGUCACUUAACUCCCAUUGCCUAGAAAUUACCUCUCUUCUGCCUUGGAACCAAAACACAGUACUGAUUCUAAGAUGGAAGGUAUGGGUUAAAAAAAAAGAAGCAAAAAAAAAGGAAAAGAAAAACAGAACAUUUGUUGGAUGUGGGAAGAAAGAAGAUGGAGCCAAUACACCCCCCCCUCACCCUUCCCUACUCAAUUAGCUCUCCCAUUUUAUCUCUUAUCUCUUAUCUUUUUCCUUUCUUUUCUGGAUUGAUUCCAAACACUCACAUAAUUUCCCAUAUCUGGUUCAUUUUUUGAGUGAAAAUAUUAGGGAAAGUGAGGGCCAGAAUUAUGCAAGCAAAAAUAAUAGUUGAUUCUUAGAUUGGUAGAAUAAAAUGGAUGGAAGCAGAUUUCAUAGAGGGUAACAAGAAAGCAGCCUUUCCAUAACAAUAUGCCCAGAUGUCAUUCAUUUUGAAAGGAGAAGAGAGUCAUCAUGAUAUAAUAGAUAGAGGCUUCAAAGCCAGGAAAAGCCUGGGUUCAAUGUCUGCCUCUCUUAUAUACUAGCUGUGUGAACUUGGGAAAGUAAUUUAGCUUCAGUACUGCCAAACAACUUUCUAAAACUACAAUUUGCAGAGAUGGUGUUGACUUGCAUUGAUAAAGUUCCUCCUCCUCAGAGUUCCCUAUAUUGGUGAGGAAUUCCAGUCCCUACAUAGAAAUAAAGGCAGAAUCAUCGUAUUUCCUCUCUCUCUCUCCCUCUCUCUCUCUCUCUCUCUCUCUCUCUCUCUCUCUCUCUCUCUCUCUCUCUCUCUCUCUCUCUCUCUCUCUCUCUCUCUCUCCCUCUCUCUCUCUCUCCCUCUCUCUCCCUCCUUCUGUCUCUUUCUUUCUCUCUGUCUCUGUCUCUCUGUCUCUCUCUCUGUCUCUCUUUCUUUCUCUCUCUGUCUCUCUCUCUCUCUCUCUGUCCUUCUUUCUCUGUCUCUGUCUCUAUCUCUCUCUGUCUCUCUCUCUCUGUCUCUCUCUGUCUCUCUGUCUCUCUCUCUCUCCUCUCUCUGCCUCUAUCGGGCUUCCUCUCUCCUCCUUCUCUCUGUCUUUUAUCGGUCUCCUUUUCCAUUUCUCCUGUGUCUGACUCUUUCUGUUUCUUUAUCUCUCUCGCUGCCUUUUUCUAUCUUUAUGUUUCUCUCUUCUUUCCCUGGCUCUUGAUUUUAAGUCUUACUAACUCUUUAAAUACCCAUGGAAGGGACACUAUAUUAAAGCCAUCAUUCUUUUUUUUUAACCCUUACCCUCUGCUUUAGAAUCUAGAGUAGGUAUUGGUUUCAAGGCAAAAGAGUAGUAAGGGCUUCACAGUUGGGGCUAAGUGACUUGCCCAGGGUCAUCCAAUUAGGAACUAAGACCAGCAUUCUUGGGCUGAAUUAAUGGGAGUGGGGAGUGGUGGAAAAAAGUAAGUUCAAAGCCCUCCAAAGAUCCCUUGAAAUUUAAACUUGUCUCUGUUUUAGUUGUCAAUCAAUCAGAAGACUCAAAUUGUGGAUCCUAGUUCUAAGGUUCCCUUUUGUUUUAAAUUCCUCAUCUGUUAAAGGAGUGAGAUUGACCUCUAUCACCUGUGAGGUACUUUCCAGCUCUAAAUCUGUCUUUCUAUGAGAUUCCUACCUAGAAAAGAUUGAUUUUUUCAGAGAACAGAUUUGUAAGGUUUAAUGUUAAUGGGAAAAGGCUUCUUUGGCUUCAGCUGUUGUUGGAAUCUACAACUACACUUCUGGGAAAAGCUCAAGGUCACAUAUCAUUGACUGAGCUUACUGUUACCCAUGAGAAAACACAUGUGCAUAUCAGCAAAUUGGGACUAAAUAAAAUAUUUUCUAUAAAAUAGCUUAUCAUCACAUGCAUGCAGCUAAUAGUGCGCCAGCCUUCAUAGACAAAAAUGACGUCAUUGACUUUCCGAAAUUUGCUAUUUUGAGUUUCUAGUAGUAGGGAAGGGGUGUUUCCAAACCGUUCAUAUUCACUCAUUGAUUCUUAUUGUAAAAACCCAUGUUGAGUAGCUAGGUGGCUCAAAGGAUUGAGAGCCAGGCCUAGAGACAGGGGGUCCUGGGUUCAAAUCUGAUCUCAGAUACUUCCUAGCUGUAUGAUCCUGGGCAAGUCACUUAACUGCCAUUGUCUAGCCCUUAUCACUCUUCUGCCUUAGAACCAAUAUGCAGUAUUGACUCUAAGUCUGAAGGUAAGGGUUAUGAAAUAUGUACAUUUCAUUUCACUACUGCUAGAUGAGCAUGCUCGGAUGUCAGGUUUUCCUUUAUGUAAAGUUAAAUCUAAGACAGAAAUUCUUAACUUUUUGUGAGUAUGAUGGACUCCUUGAUCAAUCUGGUGAAACCCACAGACCCUUUGGUCAAUCUGGUGAAACCUAUGGACUCCCUGGUCAGUGGAGUGAAACUUAUGGCCCCAUUUGGACAAUUUGGUGACACCUAUGAAUCCUUUGGUCAAUCUAGUGAAACCUAUGAACCCCUUCUCAGAAGAAUGUUUUAAAGGGAUAAAAUACACAUGAUUACAAAGGAAAAUAAUAAUUCUAAUAGAGAGAGAUAAAUUUUUGCCCAUCUAAAUUCAUGGACCCUGGGAAAUAUGUCCACAAAUCUCUAGUUAAGAACCCUUGAUUCUAUGACAUUUGUUUCAUUAGUGCUAAUUCUAGGGGAAUACAAGCUAAUGAUCUCAUAAUUUCCUUAAUGCAAAUCUCCUAGGAUUAGAGCUUUUACAAAAACCAAUCCUUGAAGUAACUGUGCCUGACAAGGGAACAGUCAGUCUCAUCAUCAAUGGACUUCUUUGCUAAUUUCCUCUAUUGGUUAACAAGAGAAGAACCAGCUAUAGAGAAAGGCAGAGAAGUGUGACCUAAGAAGACGCCUCAGGCAUCAGGAUGAAGCGGGUCUACCUCCUCUCUGCCAUCUGCACCUACUACCACUUUUUCUUUUUGGCAGCUGUAGCCCAGAAGGGUUCAGCAGACAUUCUCUUAUCUAGUUCCUAUGGACUAGAAUGUGGAGAAUCAGGGCCAUGUUUUGAUCCCUGCAAUAACCACACGACACUUUCUGAGCCCUGGAGAAGCAUGGACCAAGAGAGUAGCAAGAAGAUAUGUGAUGUCUUUAAAGAAGGCUGGUACCGGUUUUCUGGUCCAGGUGGGGUACGGAUACCAGAGAAGUGUGUGCCAGUCAAUAGAUGUGGCACAGAUUCCCCUAUGUGGCUGAAUGGGACCCACCCAUCAAAAGAGGAAGGUAUUGUUAGUCGAAAUGCCUGUGCUCACUGGAGUGAUAAUUGUUGCCUCUGGAGCACAGAGGUGAAGGUGAAGGCUUGUGAGAGAGGAUUCUAUGUCUACAAGCUAAAUGGAACUCCUGAGUGUGAUCUGGCAUACUGUACAGACCCCAACACUACUGAUACAACAGAGCCGGAGACAGAAUGUGAUCUCCAGUGUCCCCCUCAAGAGGAAUGCCGAGUUGUCAAUGGCACCCAAGGCUGUUACUGUAGACAAGACCUCAACAUUUCUGAUACUGCCAGCUUGCGCCCUCUACUGCAUUGUGGAGCCAAUGACAUCAAAGUAUCCCUGAACAAGUGCCAACUGGAGAGAUUGGGGUUCAGGAAUGGAGAGGUGAUAGCUUACCUCAAAGACAGUAACUGCACUGGGAUUUUGGAGAAGGAUGAGGAGAGCUGGCUGUCGGUGGUGAACCCAACAAAGGUUGGAGUAUGCGGAACAACUCUGGAGAGAAAUACAACUCAUGCUAUCUAUAAGAACACCUUAACAUUGGCCAAGCAGUUCUUUAUCAUCAGAGACGACACCAUCAACAUUGACUUUCAGUGUGCCUACCCCCUGGAUAUGAAAGUCAGUCUCCAAACAGCUAUGCAGCCCAUUGUCAGUUCUCUGAACAUCAGUGCCACUGGCUCAGGCGAUUUCCUGGUGAGAAUGGCUCUCUUCCAAGACCAGAAUUACACUUCUCCUUAUGAAGGUUCCAUUGCUGUAUUGUCUAUUGAGUCCAUGCUCUAUGUGGGUGCUGUUUUAUAUCAAGGGGAUACCAGCCAGUUCAACCUACUGCUGAAGAACUGUUAUGCCACACCUACUAAAGAUCAAACUGAUCCCCUGAAGUAUUUCAUCAUUAGGAAUAGCUGCCCAAACAUAUAUGAUUCAACCAUCAGAGUAGAAGAGAAUGGAGUGUCCACAGAAGGUCGCUUUUCAGUUCAAAUGUUUAUGUUUGCUGGGAAUCAUGACCUUGUCUACCUUCACUGUGAAGUUCAUCUCUGUGACAAUGUCAAAGAAAAAUGUCGUCCAUCUUGCUCUGGAAUUCAACACCGAAGUGAAGUUACCAUCAAUCCAGCUCAUGUUCUGGAUUUGGGUCCUAUUGCCCGGAGAGCAGGUUCCCCAUCUCUUCCUGAAGCAAAUGGAGUCACCAGGCCCUUAGGGUUCCUGACAUUCUGGCCAGGACUGUUGCUUUCUGUCCUUGGGAUUUUGCUGUUCCAUUAAUCUAGCUGGGUAUCAUAUUCUUGCCUCUAGAAUAUAUCAGAUGAAGCUCACUCAUCCUGGACAUUGCCGUUUAAUUCUUCAAAGGACAUAGAGAAGAUGGUUUGAAAAUAGUAAUCAAAUAGGGACAAGUAGGUAGUAUCUCUUAUAAAAUUAGCAGAAGUAGUCAGGGCUUUUAUCUUCUUUCACUUUCAAUAGAAGAACUUUCAACUAGGGACUUCCUAUAUCUGUUGUGGUCUUUGCCUCCUCAUUUAGCAGUAUGGCAGAACCUGUAAGGAGGAACCUUUGGGUGCCUGCCAUGGUAUAGAGUUUGUGUGCUGGACCAGGGUUUUUAGCUCUAACUGAUCCUGAAUCCAGGAAUGACACAAAGAUCCUCUGAUGAAAGGGCUUGACUCCAGUAGAGGGGGAGGUGAGCUGACUUAUUUACUGGGGCUAAUUGGUUAUGAAUAUAUGAUCUAAAGGUGAACUAGGGGGGCAGUUCCCUAUGAUGCACCCCCAUCUAUGUUACACUAUGAAAUGAACUCAGACUUAAGUGUUAAGAUGAAGUAGAGUAGAGCUGAGGAGGCCAAUGAAUCACUUCCUACUUCCAAAUGCUUGCCAUUACCCCUGAUUCUGGGUAAUGAGACUAUAGUGUAAUAAGCAACUACCAAUGUGGAAUCCAGCCUGGUUAUAGGGAAAACAUUAAUAAACAUCCCUCAAGCAUAUGACCCAGGUGGCCUGAAUGGACAUGUUCAUUACUCACAGACCCCAAAAUGAGGGAAAGCAGAGGAAGUCAAAUGUAGUAAUUAUUUGAAGCUCCCAGACUUGAUUUUUCACUGUGUGACCUUGUAUAAUGGGUAAAAGAUGAAAUGACUAAGGAAAUAAAAGUUUGAUCUUCCUGAGUA